Molecule: messenger RNA, 564 nt
Organism: Microdochium trichocladiopsis
Lineage: Eukaryota; Fungi; Ascomycota; Sordariomycetes; Xylariales; Microdochiaceae
Product: Tim17/Tim22/Tim23/Pmp24 family-domain-containing protein
Exons: 3
Coding region: 1-564 (187 amino acids)
Biological process (GO): protein insertion into mitochondrial inner membrane
Cellular component (GO): TIM22 mitochondrial import inner membrane insertion complex
Molecular function (GO): transmembrane protein transporter activity
Source: RefSeq, a predicted model, not a curated record
AUGAGCGGCCUCGGAGAUCUCGGCGCCAAUGCCGCGGCGGGCGUGACGGGCGCGGGACACGAUCCCAACGAUCCCAAUGUCAAAGCUAUGCAAGCCAUGAUGGAGUCAUGUUUUGGCAAGUCGGCCAUCUCGGGAGUCAUGGGUUUCGGCAUGGGUGGGCUGUUUGGUCUGUUCAUGGCUUCGAUGUCCUACGAUACCCCCUUCCACGGCGCGGCGGGCGCCACAUCCGGCACCGGGGGCCCCGGCGGCGCCGCCAAGCCAUACACCGAGCUGCCCAUGCGGCAGCAGAUCAAGAUCGGCUUCAAGGACAUGGGCAACCGCGCGUGGUCGUCGGCGCGCAACUUUGGCAAAGUCGGCGCCCUGUACUCGGGCAUCGAGUGCGGCGUGGAGGGGUUCCGCGCGAAAAACGACCUCACCAACAGCGUCGCCGCGGGUUGCCUGACGGGCGGCGUGCUCGCGAGGGGCGGCGGCCCCACGGCCGUGGCCGGCGGGUGCGCUGCCUUCGCGGCCUUCAGCACGGCCAUCGAUGCGUAUAUGCGGAGUCCGCCAAAGGAGGACGUGUAG